AAGGAGGCGGGGCUUCUGCCUAUCUUCUCCCCCCUCUGCCGCCGCCGUCGCCCAGGGUUCUUCUGGGAUUUGACGGGGACGCGGACGACCGGUGCCUUUCCCCAUUAAAAAGCUCAUGGCAUCGGCUUCAGGGAUUGUUGGUGCCCAGCUGCUGCAGCAAGGUCCUGGAAGGCUCCUGCCCCCUUGCUCGCUGACCGAGGAGGAUUUGGCUGCUUGUCCUGGCUUGGCUAACCUCCUUCUGGGCCUGACUAAAUAUAUGGACUCCAGCGGCCUCAGUGUCAACUUGGCGCAGCAAAUGGAGGAGACCCGAAAAGAAUUACAGUUACGCCGAGCAAACUGGCUGAAGUGGGAGGCUUUGUCACGGCUUCUUCAGGAGGCGCUGAGAGACCUGGCAGCCGGUCCUGCUCCACAGGACAGAAAAUUCUUGGAGGUCCUGGAGCAGCAGCUUUUGGUAGCCGAGUUGAAACGAAUCCUGGAUCUCGACCGCUCGUUACAGGGCACCCAGUCCUCUCUCUUGGGUUUACGAUCCUCUCACAUGGCGGAGCUCCUUCCUCCCAACCAAGAGCUGGAGCAAAUGCGAAAGCGCCUCCCUGCGGAACUGGAGAAGCGUCUGAAGUCCAAAUGUUUGGCCGUGCUCAGCUACUACCGUCCUGAGAGCGAUGGUGCCGGGGAGACGACGCGCGCAGCCAUGUUUGGGACCCUGGCAGGGAAUCUGGUCGAAGAGAAGCAGCGUUUGCAGGAGGCCCAGGAUCGUCACGAGGAGCUGGUGGGGCUGCUGGAACAGCAGAAAGUGGCGUAUCCCCAGGUCCUGCUACGCUGCUUAGCCAUCCUAAAACGCUUGGCUCGCGAGUGUCGCCUUGGUAGCCAAUCUCAACUGGACAGUCUCAACACCCAGUACUUGGAGAUGAAGUGCAGUGCCAUGUUUCUCAAGAUACGGCUUGAGGAACUGAGCAUCCUUUUAGAAACAUACACGCCUGAGAAAGUGGACGUGCACCGUAAGAUGAGGGACAGCCUCCAGGCAACGCUAAGCCAAGAAGAGCAAGACCUGGCCACUUCCCAGAAGAUCCUUUCCAACUAUGAAGUGCUUGGCCCUGAGUUCGAGGAACUGGUGAAAGAGUACGCCCGGCUGCAAGCUGUCAUUGAGAACAGACGCUGGGUGCUGACGGAGUUUAGCAAAGACUGAGACAGCUGGGGAGUGCGGUCAUCUCCUGGACUCAGUUAUUAACUGGUUGAAUAUUGACCUGUUUGUGUUCAUUUGUGUUUUUUUAUACAAUAAAGUCUGGGGAGAAAAGGGA
Molecule: messenger RNA, 1295 nt
Organism: Pogona vitticeps (central bearded dragon)
Lineage: Eukaryota; Metazoa; Chordata; Lepidosauria; Squamata; Agamidae
Gene: HAUS4
Product: HAUS augmin like complex subunit 4
Biological process (GO): centrosome cycle; spindle assembly
Cellular component (GO): HAUS complex
Molecular function (GO): microtubule minus-end binding
Source: RefSeq, a predicted model, not a curated record